AUGGGGAACAUCCGCUUCAUCCUGAUCCAGAACCGGGCCGGGAAGACCCGCCUGGCCAAGUGGUACAUGCAGUUUGAUGAUGAUGAGAAGCAGAAGCUGAUCGAGGAGGUCCACGCUGUCGUCACCGUCCGCGACGCCAAACACACCAAUUUUGUGGAGUUCCGCAACUUCAAGAUCAUUUACCGACGCUAUGCAGGGCUUUACUUCUGCAUCUGCGUUGACGUCACCGACAACAAUCUGGCUUACCUUGAAGCCAUCCACAACUUCGUGGAGGUCCUCAAUGAAUAUUUUCACAACGUCUGUGAGCUCGACUUGGUCUUCAACUUCUACAAGGUCUACACAGUGGUGGAUGAGAUGUUCCUGGCCGGGGAGAUCCGGGAGACGAGCCAGACCAAGGUGCUCAAGCAGCUCCUGAUGCUGCAGUCACUGGAGUGAGCUGGGACCAAACCCCCCCCCCCCGCCCUCCCCCCCCCCCCCCUUGGAGCCCCUCGGGGGGCAGCGUGGGGGUCUUGGUAUUGUGUGUGUUGUCGCCCUCCCCCCUGCUUCUCCAUGUACCCGUCAUCGUGUU
Haliaeetus leucocephalus (bald eagle) is the source of this 568-nucleotide messenger RNA. It is a transcript of the gene AP2S1, whose product is annotated as adaptor-related protein complex 2, sigma 1 subunit. Lineage: Eukaryota; Metazoa; Chordata; Aves; Accipitriformes; Accipitridae. Gene Ontology annotation, biological process: intracellular protein transport; clathrin-dependent endocytosis. The record is from RefSeq and is a predicted model, not a curated record. The transcript has 5 exons. Gene Ontology annotation, molecular function: clathrin-cargo adaptor activity. The coding region runs from base 1 to 435 and encodes 144 amino acids. Gene Ontology annotation, cellular component: intracellular membrane-bounded organelle; AP-2 adaptor complex; membrane coat.